Lodderomyces beijingensis is the source of this 755-nucleotide messenger RNA. Lineage: Eukaryota; Fungi; Ascomycota; Pichiomycetes; Serinales; Debaryomycetaceae. The record is from the annotation of a GenBank genome assembly.
AUGUGGAUUUUCGAUUGGUGUAUGUAUAUCUUGAAAUUGACUGUCAACUGAGGCACGUCCCGCUUUUCCGCUCCUCCCCCCAGCUUUACCGUCACCCACGAGACAAAACGAAACGAAACGAAACUUGGUUGGCUCCUCGCCCGACAACUUCUUCCCCCCCCUUUCCCGGUUUAGAUUACUAACAUUUGAUCAACUGUUCAGUCCAAGACGUAUUGGCGUCAUUAGGAUUAUGGAAUAAACACGCCAAAUUGCUAUUCCUCGGCUUGGACAAUGCCGGCAAGACCACCUUGUUGCACAUGUUGAAGAACGACAGGUUGGCAACUUUACAACCUACUUUGCAUCCCACUUCGGAAGAAUUGGCUAUUGGCUCGGUGAGAUUCACGACCUUCGACUUGGGAGGACAUCAACAGGCUAGAAGAUUAUGGAAGGACUACUUCCCUGAAGUCAAUGGAAUUGUGUUCUUGGUGGAUGCUGCUGACCCCGAGAGAUUUGCGGAGUCCAAGGCUGAGUUGGAGUCGUUAUUCAAGAUUGAGGAAUUGAGCGCUGUGCCUUUUGUCAUCUUGGGCAACAAGAUCGACGUGCCCACUGCCGUCGGCGAGAUGGAGUUGAAAAACGCAUUGGGAUUGUACAACACUACGGGUAAGGACACCGGGAAAUUGCCCGAUGGCACUAGACCUAUUGAAGUAUUUAUGGUUUCUGUUGUUAUGAGGUCCGGUUACGGAGAAGCAUUUAAAUGGUUAUCUCAGUACAUUUAG